GCAAGCUGUCUGCCACGUCCUUAUGGGUUUCUCCACUGACAGCUGAAUUUAUGGGAUGGAGAAGAGAGGGGAAGGAUGAGCUGUCCUAAUACACUUCCUGUCCAGGGGCGGACUGACAACUCAUGGGGCCCCCGGGCAAUAGGGGAUCAUGGGGCCCCUGUGUCCUUGCCCAAACUCAAAAAAGCCUAUGAAAAAGGUACUAUGGGCAUCUCAUGGGGCCCCCUACUGACUCCGGGCCCUCGGGCAGUGCCCGAGUUUCCAAAUGGUCAGUCCGCCCCUGUU
Messenger RNA from Staurois parvus, 282 nucleotides. NCBI's taxonomy places the organism in Eukaryota, Metazoa, Chordata, Amphibia, Anura, Ranidae. The record is from the annotation of a GenBank genome assembly.